This is a messenger RNA of Crotalus tigris (Tiger rattlesnake), 3640 nucleotides long. It is a transcript of the gene CFAP100, whose product is annotated as cilia and flagella associated protein 100. The transcript has 17 exons. The coding region runs from base 565 to 2448 and encodes 627 amino acids. The record is from RefSeq and is a predicted model, not a curated record. Lineage: Eukaryota; Metazoa; Chordata; Lepidosauria; Squamata; Viperidae.
AGGCGGAAUGUCGAGAAUGCUGGAGCCUGCCUCUUGUCCGAAAGCGCUGCGGUUCUUGAGUUAAAUUGGCCAAACGGACUCGCAAAACCUCCGGGACGGAUGUUUACCGCGCAGAAGCAAUUAAAAAGAGAAACGCGGGACCGGGAAAUUGUGCUUUUUUCUUCUGUACAGAGUCAUCCUUCCCCCCCACACACACACAAUCGGAAGAGAAUUCAGGGAUUGUUUUUCUCAGCUUCUCAGUCUAGCCUAGAUUUCCCUGGUGAUUUCUUUUCCAAGUAUCAGACAAGCCCAAUCCUGUUUAUCUUCUCGGCUGAGAUAAGGUUGGUCAAGGACUACUAUCUCUACAGAAAAAAGGUAAAGGCUUCCCUAUUCUGUCCUGGGCUCACCUCUGCUACUUGGCUGAGGGAGACAACAUUGUCUGAAGACAUUUUCCAUGGUCAUGUGGCCAUCAUGGCUAUAUGCACAUUUCCACCGAAAUGGCCAAGAUUCAGUGUUGCAUCUUGAAACAUCUGUCCACCAGGUGGGAAUUCGUCAGCAUUCUUGUUAAACUAGAACAUCCUCAGGAUGUCUGGAAUCUCGUUUGCCCCUUCAAAUGCAUCUACAGGCUCAGUGGACUCUGAAGAAAUUUACAAGACACGAAUGUUAUCUCAGCAAACUGGAGAUGUGUUUACAAUAUCCUCUGCUAAGUCUAGUUCUGGACAAGGUACCAAGUCAACUCCUCCUCAAGACAGAGGCCUGCUCUUGGAACAAAACCCAUUCAAAAUCCCUGCAGAUAUUGAUAUUUUUUUGCUGCGAGAUAAGCAGAAAGAAAAGGCCAGGAUGGAGCGAGAGCGACGGAAGACUCUGAAAGUCCAUGAGAAGAUGACUUGCUCCACUCUGCAGAGUGCCAAGCAGUCAGGAUUCAAGAAAGCGAUCGAAAUGGAAGAAGAAGCUGAGGACAAGGAGUUAGCAGCAGAAGCCGAACGACUCAAAGCUCUCCGAGAAAGCCUCUCCUGGAAGAUAGCAAUUACUAAAGACCAGGUUGUAGAGAGAGAAACCAUGCAUGAUUACAUCAAUCAGAAACGGCAGAUGUUCUUGCUGCAGUAUGCUGUUACUGUGAAAAAAGAUGAAAUUCAGAAACUGGAAAAUCUGGCUGUGGAAGAAGAAGCCAAGCUGGAAAAAGCUGAGGAAGACUUGGAAAAGGACGCCGCCAUGUUUGAUGAGUUCCUGAAAGAGAAUGACAGAAACUCUGUCCAAGCCCUGAAAAUUGCUGAAAAAGAAACCAAAGCAAAACUGGAGAAAAUAAUUGAGAUCCGAGAAUUGACAGCGCAAAUGAUGAACAUCCAAAGUGAGAUAGCCCGGUUUGAGGACACUUUGCAGGAGUACGUGGUGUUCAAGGAUUUCCUCUAUCAACUGUCUCCCAAAGAAUGGCGGGAAGAUCAUGAAAGACGACGGAUGAAAGAAAAGGCGAAUAAAGACAAUUCUGAGAAUAAAGAUGAAAAAUCACUGUCAAAAGAUUCAGGGAAGGAUCUUCAAGAUUUUCAAGACAAGAGCCGACGUCGAAAACAUUCUAGUUUUGAUGUGGCUAACAUAGAGCCUCCCUCUUCUAGAACACCAAGCCAAGUUUUGUCUAGAAAGGAGUCUUUCAAAUUAAGCAGAGUAUCUUCUAGGCAGACUCUAAAGUCUCAACAGAACAGGAAACCGAGUGUACAGAUUGCCCCAUCAGAAGAAAAAUUUACUCCAGAAUUAUCUGAUGAAGAUGAUGAUGAGGUACCUGAAUUAGACUUUACAGAUCCACAGCAGCUGCUGCAGCUUUUCACAGAGCUGGAAGAACAGAACCUGUCUCUGAUUCAGAAUUCUCAGGAGACAGAGGAAACUUUGGAUGAGCUCCGGCACACUUUGGUUAACACGCGCAAUAAAAUGGAUCGUGAAAUAGAACAGCUGAAAUUGCUUGCUGUCACUCUGCAAGCCAACAUUGUUAAAGAGGAGGAGACCGCCGCAGACCUGGAACUUAAAGCACGCGUCUUUUCUUUUGGGGAGUACAAAGCAGAUGUUCAGGACAAAAUGUUGGUGAGUUUGCAUCGAAAGGUGCUGGAAGUCUAUCGUCGCUGCAUUGGAGAGAAUGAGGCAAACCUAGGAACUUUGCAGAUGCUCACUGUUAUCGAACACCAGUUAGAUGACUUAUUAGAAUGCCUUGAGAGGGUACCUCCAGGAAAGAUAGAACAGGCUGAGAAAGCCAAAGAGAAAGAACGAAGGAUGAGGAUGAGAGAAGAAAAGAUAAGGCAGCAGAGACAGUUGCAAGAGGAGAGGCUGCAGCGGGCCCUGGCAAGAGCACAAGCUGAUGUUAAGAAGAAGACUGGCCGAAGAUUAAUUUUUCGUUCUGAGCCUCCCGCUUUCAAGGAGAAAGAAGAUGAGGAUCAGGGGCUGAUCGAUAAAGAAAAAGAAGAGCUGCUCUAUUACUUUACCUAGCAGUUGAAAGCUGCUAGACAUUAUGAAGCAUACCGCAAAUGACAAUCUUAACAAGAAAAUGUUUCAACAGAUAACUCUGCAAAUUUGGGGAGAAAGCUAACUCUAUCCUAAGUAUAGCAACAUACAAUAGAUCAAAAUAUAGACGACAUCUUUUCAUAAUUGUAAGUCAGAAAUCCAAAUGUUGCUCAAUUUCUUUUGUCAAUAAAUGAAAACUUAGUGAUAGAAAACAAUGUCUACCAAAGUGACCAAAGAUCACAAAUUAAAGUCUUGCAGCUAGGAAAAUAGAUAUAUCAGUGACAAAUAUGAUUUAAAAAAAAAUUCUAUCUUCAAUAUGAGAUUCAAUUUUUUUGUAAUUAAGCAGAUUCUAUGGAUAUCACAAAAAUAAAAGUUGAAAUGAAGAAACUGGACAUUAAUUAAUUUUAUUAGUCCUUUUAACUCCGUGAUUAUAAAUAUCCAUUGCCAGCAAUGGACUUUGCCAGAAUAAAUCUAAUGCUUGCUCUCAAGCAAUUAGAAAUUUACAAUGAGAGUUAAAACUGAGUAUAUAAACUUCAUAAAAGAACACAUUUGUCUGUCCAAGAAAAGCAAUUACUUAUUUUUCAAUAAGCAAGACUCCGUAAAACAGAAGCACCACAACAAAUGGAUACAAUUCACAUUCUUACCAAGUUAGGGAUCCUCUUUGAGUUAAAAAGAAUUGAGUGGUCUGCCCCAUACUUAGUAGGAAAUGGAAGCCACGCCUACUAUGGAAAUCACAAAAUGUUGUUUUUUUUACUCAAAGAAAAGGAAUAAGGAAUGAACAGGCUUCUUCUGGUCCACCUAUUUAAUCUAAAUCUACCUGUGUAUCUUUAUAACAGACAGGUGUGCUUGCAUUACAGUUUACAGAGGAUCACAAUCACAGUAAGUGUGUGAACUAUUCCACUGAGUUUUUGAAGUGACAAUUGUUGAGGGCAAAAUGCCCCCAUUCAUCUUGAAAACUGAACCUUGGUGAUAGAAAGAAAAGACAAGAUGUUUAAAAAUAAGCAAUUUCUUCACUUUCUCCACUGAGAGGUUUUAUAUCAGAAAUGAAAAUAAUUUGUUUUGAUAAUGUAAAUGUAUAGUAAUAGGUCAAGAUAGUCCGGUAAAUGUUUUACGGUCAAUGAAAAAUACCCACCCAAGAUUUUCUUUUUUCUAAAAAAAAAAAAAAAAAAAAAAAAAA